Messenger RNA from Notodromas monacha, 1785 nucleotides. The record is from the annotation of a GenBank genome assembly. NCBI's taxonomy places the organism in Eukaryota, Metazoa, Arthropoda, Ostracoda, Podocopida, Cyprididae.
AUGGAUCCUACGGCACUCGCGGAGUUUUCCCAAUCAUCAUCACCUUCAGAUGAUGAAGUGGGAACGGAUGAAGAAUCCUUUCGUGAAACAGUGGAUUCGAUCAGAGAACCCGCGGGGUUUUCGCAAGGGGAUACAACUAAAAUUGACAAUGACUUCGAAGAUGAAGAGGACUUCCGACAACUUCGACUCCUUCUCCCUCUGCUUAAAAAGCUGCCCCUUCUGCUCAAGAACCUACUGAUACUGGUGCAAUAUUUCCUUCUAAUACUGCCGCUACUGCUAAUAUCCAGACUACUUUCACUUCGCAGUCUUGAAAUUGAGAAAACUGGGGGACCUGAGAGCAAUUCAAGAUUUCCUGUCGAUCGUGGUCGAGCUGAUUUCACACUCUCAAGCAACAGAGGCGAGAAGCGACAAGUGAACCUGAUCCCGAUACAGUUGACGAAUCAACUUACCGCCGGAAUGACCGGAACUUUGCAACUUCAUAAAUACAUAAUCACUACGAUCGUUCAUGAGAUCUUGAAUUCAAAACGUUUCCUCGAAGGCGAAGCGACAGAAAAGGAUGAAGACACCAAGGAAAUGGAGCUCAUCGAAUCUUACAGUCCAGAUUUGAUCCACAAACUUGUGGUCGAAUCGAGGAACAAACAAAUUGAUCUCUUGUUCAAUCAGGCGAAGAAUUACAUUGCUCGGCUUCUCAAAACUUUGGAUGAGCUGAAGAAAAUUGACUCGGAGGAGUACGAAAAGUCUCGACGAGUUCCGAAACACGAAAGCACAGUCGCCAAAACUGAUUAUUUCAAAAAGCGCAUUGAAGAAAAUGUCGAUUCGCUUCGGAGGCAAUUGGAAAAAAGUCACAUCAAAGGAAUUACUGACGCCAAGUUGAAUAGCGAAUUUCUGCAUGAACUCAGCGAAUACGAGAACCUCAUGCGGGAAAACUUGUCCCAGGAUGCGGCUUUUCAGCAGAACUUGAUCAGCAGAAUCAUGAUUCAUAUUCGUCAGAGUCAGAGUGCAGAACUUCUGCCGCUGAAGAAAUUAUGCAAGAUGCCAAAAAAUCUGAUGGAAAGCACGGAUCACGCGGCUACUUUACAACAUGUUCUCUCACAACGGAUUCUCAAAGAAAUGGAAAACUCAGUGAAGGAGAAUAGACCAGUCAACUUCCGGGAAAUCGAUUUGACAAAUUUGUCAGAGGACGAGGAUGCCAACAUGACUGUCGAAGAUUUGAGUGACAGGGAUUCUUUUGUGAUGCCUGACAGGGUCAGAAAGAUCGUCGACGACACUGAAACGCAAUUCAUCCGACUUUUAGUUUUCCAACUCAUUCUUUCAUCCCGUUUGGAAGAAGUUUUGAUAGAAAUGAUGCUGGAACACGCAGCCAAGAAGGACAAGAAAAUCGUCGAAAUCCUGACCGAAGCUCAGAACGACAAGAAGGAAAAUGCGAAGAAAACUGUUCGAGAUUCGAAAAAUCUCAGAGUCUCUUCUACAACAGAUUUGUCUCGUCGCAAAAACCGAAGCUCCACCAGUGUUCCACCAUCUCCGAAGAAUUCAAAUUCCUUGAAAGCCAGAAGUUAUCGAAUGAAAAUGAGAAAAAUUUCAAUACAUUCCGUCAAUGCCAACAACAUUGCCAUGGACACAGGUGAUAACAUUCUGGUGGCUGAAGAUGUCGACUUGGCAUUCCGCAGAACCAUUGCCAAUCACGUCACGACAGUCAAGCAUUUCAUUGAAAUCGUCGUUGCCAAAAAGGCUGAUCGGGAGCUUCUCACCACAUCCGCAAAAGUAAAUAUAUUCUCAUUCAGUAAA